Dentiscutata erythropus is the source of this 984-nucleotide messenger RNA. Lineage: Eukaryota; Fungi; Glomeromycota; Glomeromycetes; Diversisporales; Gigasporaceae. The record is from the annotation of a GenBank genome assembly.
AUGGAAACUCCAACUGCACUGACAAAACCGCGAAAUGUUACUCACACUUUAUACAAAUUACAUGACUGGCUAAGAAAAGGGUUGAUUGAUGUCAACCCUGAAUUCCAGCGAGUAGAGGGUAGUAACAAAUGGAAACGUGUUUGUAUUGAUGGAAAGCAGAGAUUGACAUCAAUUACAAGAUUUAUGAAUAACGAAAUUCCUCAUCAUUCACCUUCUGGAGGACAUAACGUAAAACGAUAUUAUGAGAAAGCUGAAGGAUCAAACCACAUGUUAACUGAUGAGGAAAGAGAAUUAUUCGAUUGUUUUGAGAUCGUUUGUGUCGAAUACUAUGAUCUCUCGUUGUCACAGGAACAAGAGAUAUUCAGUCGCGUUCAGCUUGGCGUACCGCUAACUGCAGCAGAAAAAUUGGCAGUUAUAAAUACACCCAUUGUUGAUUUUGCGCAAGAUCUUUAUAAAAAUUAUCCAUCAAUAUCAAAAAUUAUUGAUACAACCAGAGGCAAACCACUUCAAUUGAUUUCUCAAACACUUCACAUGAUUGAACAAGAAUCUGAGAAAUUUAAAGCAUCAAUUGUAUCUAUUCAAAAAUAUUUACAAAACGGUCGAGAAGUUCCAUUUGGACUUGCACAAUCAGUCAAAAAAGUUUUUGAAACAUUGGUAACCUUGAUUGAUCUUGACGUACAAAUGUUUCAUCAAAACAACAAAUUUUCACCUAUUGAAUUCGUAUUCUUUUGUUGGAUUAUAGCAAAAUUUCCAGAUGUUGGAGUGAUUGUAUAUAAAGAUUAUCUAAAACGAAUGAAAGAAUAUGUUAGGAGGUAUCAUGUAGAUAUUCGAUUCAAUCAAAAUGUUUAUGCUACUUUAAGAAGGUUCGUCUCAGAGUUAGAACAAGAACAGUUUAUGGCAGAAAUGAAUUUUUAUGGUAGCUAUGAUACGAAUUAUGAUCCUAAUGAACCAUCAAGAAAGAGAAUUAAAACCGAAGUGGAUUAA